AUGGAUAUUAUGGAGCAUGCGCUCCCUACUACUAUCCUUCAAAGUCAGCCUCGACUAGAGCUUGCUCUACGAGACCUAGUAACCAUUUCGGAGUACUGUACACUCCAGUCCUCAUGCGAGGUCGUGGCGCACGAGCCCGAUGAAGAAGGUGUCAUUGUCCAUUACUCAGACCGCGAUGGAAAGCCCUGUCAGAUCCACGCUCUCUAUUUGAUCGGAGCAGACGGAAAACGAGGUAUCGUCCGGAAGCAUUUUCUUGAAAAAUCCGCCGGCGUUCGGCAGGAGGCGGGAAUAUUCGAGUACGAAGGUACCUGGAUUGCGGCCAACCUGAAGAUCACUCUCCCGACACGAGAGUCUCAUCCGGAUUUCCCGCUGUGGGCAUACGGAUACACCGAGGAGGCGGUAUACGAUUUGUUCUGGCCGGCCAACUGGCACUUCUGCCGACCACCUGGGAAGCCAGUUGCGUGCGGACGAUUUGGUCCACGAUCGGAGCGACUCUGGCGACAUGAGUUUGCUGUCCCCGAGUGGAAGUACGACAACGACGACGACUCAGCAGAGGCGAGUACCGUCUUCUGGGAACACCUCACUCCGAUGAUCACUCGACCAGUGCCUAGUCCAGAGGGAGCGGCCACCGCCACCUUUCCACGCGACUGCAUCCAAGUCCUCCGCUGCCGCCCAUUCCGCUUCUCUCACAAAGUCGUCAAUCGAUGGUUCUCUGGGCGCAUUGCUCUUAUUGGGGAUGCAGCUCAUGUCUUCCCACCCUUUGGUGGCCAGGGCGUUGCCUGUGGUGUUGCGGAUGCCGAAGGCCUGGCCUGGCGGUUGGCUGUCCUGACAAGGCUGGAAAAGGCCGAACUAACCUCAGCACCCCUACGAGCCAAAACAUUGCAGUCCUGGGCCGAGGAGCGACGGUCGGGCGUGGACAUGUCCGCGCGUUUGACGCUGCAGAACGGGGAAUGGUGCAACAAAGAGCCCGGUUGGUUGGGCGCGCUGCAGAUUGCACUCUUGAGACUACUACUCUUUUUGUCCCGAGGUGCGAUAUUGCCACCUUCUCCGAUAAAAGCAGCAGCCAGUGGGUAUCAUGGCUGUCUACGGGGCGCAUUUCUAGCCAACUCCGGGGGCGGAGGCAGGCUGGGUCAGAUAUACGUCCAAACGCGCUUCCCUCAGAGCAAUUUGACCGUCAUUGAACUCUCCGACCAAGCACUGCGACGAGUUCCCACAGUUUUCAGCUUGCUGGUCAUUCAGUCUGACCAUGAUGACGAGCAGAAUGCGGAGCUAGAGCAACUUCUCCAGCGAUCGACUAUCCACUCGGCCAUCCUCUCGUCCAAAUCCCGCGUCCAUUUUGACCUCAGGGACAAUCCGAGUGGUGGAUACCGCAAUAACCUGUGGCCUAUAUCGUUUCCAGCGCCGCUACAUCUUCUCACGGGGUAUAAUGUUCGCCCAGGAUACGACGUCGACCAGUUCAAGCGCCGACUGAACGACCACCGAGCGAAAUAUUUCAUCCUCCGUCCAGACAGCAUCAUCUAUGCGGCAGCUAAAAACCUCCAGGAUCUAGAGCGCUGUCUGAAGGCCCUGGAGCAGGGCUUUUCCUAG
This is a messenger RNA of Aspergillus terreus NIH2624, 1587 nucleotides long. RefSeq names its product putative monooxygenase. Gene Ontology annotation, molecular function: FAD binding. The coding region runs from base 1 to 1587 and encodes 528 amino acids. The transcript is spliced from 2 exons. NCBI's taxonomy places the organism in Eukaryota, Fungi, Ascomycota, Eurotiomycetes, Eurotiales, Aspergillaceae. The record is from RefSeq and is a predicted model, not a curated record.